Messenger RNA from Aspergillus calidoustus, 2049 nucleotides. The record is from the annotation of a GenBank genome assembly. Lineage: Eukaryota; Fungi; Ascomycota; Eurotiomycetes; Eurotiales; Aspergillaceae.
CCUGCGCGACGUCAGGAUCGACGGUGAACAGCAAACCUCGAUAUUCUGUCAUCAUACCAAGCCCUACGAGGGACAAAUCAUGGAACCACCCACGGCCACAGCUGCUGCCUAUCUGAUCGUGCCAGUAGAGUUUACUUAAAAGGCCGCCCUCGCCCUGGCCAUUGCUUUUUUUUCUUGCCAUAUUGGCUUUCUCUCGGCAGUUUAACAUUUUCUUUCUCUCUACACAGCGUCGCAUUGCCAACUCUUAAAGAUGCCCAUCUUCACCAAUCCAUUCCAAGACCGCGCGGUCAAGCAAAAAGACUCCGCAUCAUUGAAGCCGCCACUACCGCACGAGCCUGUCCCUCCAGCGCUCUCUCGAGUAGGUCGUGGCGCAUCAACGGAUGCAAGCCGAAGGCCCUCCGUCGCAACCGUCUCGUCGAUAAACUCAAACCCCGACACCCAACAUAAUCAUCUUAACGUGCCCCGACGACCAAGCGCAUGGGGCCGCAUGUCCGAUUACGUCGCUAGACGAAACUCCACUCCACAUGGCACAACAGCCCCUCUUCACGAAUGGGACCGCUGGGUCGCGCACACAAAACGCACUUUUUCAACUUCAGACGAGCUCAUCGACGAAAGCAGAAUGGCCGCGCUGACGAAAAAGUACGGGGAACUCUGCGAAGUCAGCGGGCUCGGCACCGAGUCGAUCAUCCUCGUCUCGCACAAAUACCAAUACUGUCCGCCGCUGGACACCUACUACGCGCUCAAGGUCCUGCGUCGCGCUCCAGACGAGUCACAGUCCGAUCACCAGAACCGCGUAACAGCCGAGUUUGCGCUCGCUUCAACGCUGACGCAUAAACAUGUUGUGCCUACGUACGAGCUCCUCCCGCUCGGAGCGGGAAACACUCCCGAUCUCUUUGUUAUAUCGAUGGAAAACUGCGCCGGCGGCGACCUGCACUCGCUCAUUGCCGGCUCAGCGGCACAUAAGCUCCCAGCAGAGCAGGCAGAUUGUCUGUUCAAACAGCUUCUGCGCGGCCUGGCUUACCUCCACAGCAAAGACGUGGCGCAUCGCGCGCUGGCGCCGGAGAACCUCCUCUUAACUAAUAGGGGCUGUCUGAAGAUUGCGGACUUUGGGCACGCGACUUGCUUCCGAGUUCCUGGUGAGGAUUCUGUUGUCUUGUCGAAGGGCAAGUGCGGGAUCUCGCGCCCGUAUAUCUCGCCGGAGCAGUAUACGGACGCGGAGUUUGAUCCUAGGGCUGUGGAUAUUUGGGCGGCAGCGGUUAUCUACGUGGCCAUGAGGACGGGUCGAAAUCUUUGGCAGGAGGCCACGGAGAGCGACACGGGCUUUGCACAAUGGAUGGAGCAGAGGAGUAAUGGCAAGAACAAUGCCGUCCUUGAUGAGAUCUCUACGGACUUAAGCCGUGAUAUCCUGUACGCUAUGCUGAGUAUUGACCCAGCCGCUCGACCCACAACCGCGCAGGUUCUCUCCUCGGCUUGGGUGGAAGGGGUCGAUUGUUGUAUUCCUGCGGCGAUUUCGGACUAGUUGAAGGGAAGGGAGCAUGGUAUACCCUUGCAACGUUGAUGACCUGCAUAUAAAGCGCAUAUACAACAUCUGAUUGCCUCUUAACCAGGUAGAGCACAUAUAAUGAGAAUGCCAUGAUGAUUAUAAUCUGGAAAAGUCGUCUGAUGACUUUUCGAAGUUCGGAGCACUCGACAAAAGUGCACCCACCUACCUGCCUCGUUAGAACGAAGUUAUUUGAUACCUUCCACUAUGUUCUGGACAAAGUGCACCGUGACUUACCCAAGUGCUGCUCGGGUUAGUCACUUGCGAGUUUACCAAAUUGGUAGCGACAGUCAAAUAUGAAAGGAACAGCGACUAUUUCUUCUCGAGAAUUAUCGUGUAAAUAGAGCAAUCAAGGAAGGCACGAUCCUGGCUACUGCAUUAGGGCGCACCUUCCUUAUACAGAACCAGCAACGCAAUGAAAGAGCGACCCAUAAGCUACAUGGAUUAGGAAGGUUCGAGGGUCGCACCUACCUCACUUACAACAUUCCAUAAAAGGAAGGGGAGAACCC